Solenopsis invicta (red fire ant) is the source of this 7907-nucleotide messenger RNA. Its product is annotated as ABC transporter G family member 20. NCBI's taxonomy places the organism in Eukaryota, Metazoa, Arthropoda, Insecta, Hymenoptera, Formicidae. Gene Ontology annotation, cellular component: membrane. The record is from RefSeq and is a predicted model, not a curated record. Gene Ontology annotation, molecular function: ATP binding; ABC-type transporter activity; ATP hydrolysis activity.
AUAUAUAUAUAUAUAUAUAUAUAUAUAAAAUACAUAUAUAAGUAGGAAACGUAUAUAUAGUGAUACGUCGUGCGCGCGCGCGUCGCAAACUCGGCUCUGCGACACGAAAAUCGGAAUUCGUAGCUGAAAGCAAAGCUAUGCCUGUUAUAAGAAAGAAAGAGAACGCUCGAGACAGAAGAGGAUAGAUUGAGAAGGAGAGAGAAAGGACAGGAAUAGCUCUACGGCUGCUUUCCGCCGGAGAAUGUACAUAUGUUGUCAAGGUCAUGACCCUGAGUAACGUCUAACAAGUUUUAGCCGUCGCUCGCCCUUCGUUAAAAAGUUAUAAUCAUAAAAAGUUUAUGAAAAUUAAAAGCGAUAACUACACAUAUACUGACAUAUAUUCACAUAUACUCAUAUAUACACAUAAAAAUGAUACAGAGAACGCGUAGGCGGGAGAGGGGUUCCGCCCCUCCCCCUGCACUUCCUCCCUUUAUUUUUUCUAACCUAACCUAACCCUAUUUUAGUACCCUAACCCUAAUGUUGGUAUUAUCGACAUUUACCAUUUUUAGUUCUGCUAAGGUCUGCAGAUGUUGCAUUUAGUUCCACAGAAGGCCGCAGAUGUUGCUGGACCAUUAGAGUCUAGACCGACCUCGAUUGAGUUCGUCGUUCACUUUAGCAUCCCCUUAAUAAUAAUAUUUGUACACAAAAGAGCAUUUUAAUAACUCUUACGUCCAGCCUCAAGGGAAAGGUAGGCUACCUGAGGUACGAGUAAGGCGGGAAGGACGCAACAAAUGCUUAAACUCGUAACCGUACUGAUCGGACGUACUGCACAAGGGCGAACGCACUUUAUUGACUCAGAAAUGGGUCAACGUGUCAAGACACGCUUUAACACCUCUUUAGAAGUCGUGCAAUCGUCGGCCCUGUUUUGAGUCAGAGAGUUGAGUCUCUUUAACUCGGGAUCGGGCCUUGGGUGAUCUUUUUAGCCAGGAGGAAAGGGAAAGAGAUGGGUUUAAGAAAUCAAAGUUCCUUUAAAAUUAAAAGUUAAUAUAUAUUCUUGUAAUUAUUUGGAAAUGGAUACAUUACUUUAUUAGUUAUUAUUAUUAAAAACUUGAACGUUUUUUCGGGAAAUAAUAUAAAAAAAAAUUAUAAAUACUUAACUAGAAAUUAGUGUACAUUAUCAUUAACUAAUACAAAUAGUUAAUGUAAUUAAUAUCGCAAGAGAAGAUGGAACUGAUUUAUUUUAAAAAUGCCGUUGAAAAAUUACAUCAAAUUUAUUUGAGUAUACCUAUUGAUGUUUGUGGAAAUAAUUGUAAAAGAGUGUGUGCAAUGCGGGAGAGGAGCGGUCAUGAUCAUGGUCAAAAGGAAUGUUUACUUCUUCUAAAAAUUCCUCGCUGGACGUGGAAUUCGCGGGUGAAAAAGGCGAAGGCUUCCUCCAAGAAUUCUACGCUAGACGUAGAAUUUGUGGGGGAAGGAGGGGAGCAGAUUUCCUCUACGAGUUCCACGCUGGACGUAGAACUCGAGGGUCCUUGAAAUCUAACGGAAUCGGGGAAUAAGGAAUACUUGAGGGGAAGACGGAGGGGUUUCGGGAUAAAUCCGGUACGUUAGCUGGGAAGAAAUUGGAUGGGCCGGAGAGGGUGGCGGAGGAGGAGGUUCUUCGCGGAGGAGUCGCGUUCUUCGGGAAUUAGAGGGGAGGGCGCAGAAAAAUCAAAUGGGGGCGUCUCUAAAAAGAGCGCCCAUCCCGGAAGCGGUUCUUUAUUCCGGUUUUCGCGCCCCCCCUGCAAGAUUGCUCCAAGUAACUCGAGGAGUCUGACUUGGCGUACGGCGUAGUUUAAGAGGCGAUCCCCGCGGUGGUGACCGGGUCGCGACUUCCUCGGAAUGUACACCUUGUCUACUGAUAAUAACGAUUACUAAGUUAGAGAAAUCUGGCAAGGUGUUAAGAAAUAAAUAAUUUAAUUGUUGAUUGUUGAUGAAAGAGGAAAAACAAGAGACGGCGAGAAAUCCUUGGACUGGCUCUUAAGUGUAGCUCGUAAGCGUUAGGCUGCCAAUUGGUAGCGGUGGUGCGGCUGAAGAUAUGCACGUAGAUGUUUCUAGCACAGAUUCUAGAUAACUCGAGCUUAAGUCGGUUUUAAAAUAUCUUGCACAGCUUCGACUCUAACUUCAAGGAACCAAAUGAUGAUGAGUGUUAGGAAGUUGGACAUUUAAUAGGACUUGAAAAGAAGGGCGUGACGAGUCGAGCGGGUGGACUGGAGAUUUUAGUGGUAGGAGAUUUAGGAUUGUUAUAAACUUUAUAUGGUUUAUCUUUAGACUCGACUUGUUGUUGGCUAGUUUGCUAACGAACAUUGGUAAUCAGCACCCAGGAUGAUCUAUCAUUGAUAAGUUCUCCAUCUUCUCCCAAGUUUCUUCAAUUCUAAGGGGAGCGAGUUGUGGGAUCGCCCAAUUGUUCGAGGGCUUUCUUAUCGGUAGUUUCCCUUUUUUGAGGGUUUACAAUCGCGGUAUCUCGUGUCAUUUAUUGUUUUUAAGGUUUGUUGUUAUAUCGUUAAUAUGAGUGGUUUGUGUCGCGACGUCCACGGGAGCGAACAGGACCAUCUUCAUCAAUUUUAAUUUAUAGUUUGCCAUUUUCCUUGAUCGACGUUCCGACUCUGCGCUAUCUUUUAGUCGACGCCAGGUUAAGAUAAACUUGAGUAUCCUUUUUUGAAUCCUGGUUUUUCCCGUUUUUAUGAUACGACUAUUGUUCCCGAUUGCGUCGGGACUCGUGCGUUUGAACAGGUAAGCCAGGGUUGUAAAUUAUAUAUCUGUUCUAAAUUUAAAAUCAUUUUAAGCACAAUCUUAAGAGGCUAAUACGGCCAUUUGACAUAAAAUAAAAAAUUGUAUAUGUACUUAUAAGACGAUAUAAUGGUUCCUGCACACUGGACGCGGAAACGCUUGCCGCGCGGCAAGCGUUUCCGCGUCCAAUGGGAAGGAGACAUAAAUGUAAGACGAAACUACAUGUAAAUAUCUUAACAUAUAAUUUUCCAUUAUUCUACGUAUAUUAACAUAUAACAUUCAAUGGACGUUUAUAAUGUAUUGAUAGAAUAUAUUUGUAAUAGAGUUGGGAUACAGUUCUAAUAGAGAUCUAUCUGGCUUCCAUGGCGGAAGUAAAAUCCUAUGGAGCUAUGGAGGUUCUAUGGAUUUUUAAUGGACGUCCAUUUGACUUCUAUGAUGGAAGUAAGAUUCCAUGAAACUAUAGAGGUUUCAUGGACUUCUAAUGGAGGUCUGUCUGAUUUCCACGAUAAAAGUAAAAUUCCAUGAUAAAAGUAAAAUGGAGCUAUGGAGGUUUCAUGGAUUUCUAAUGGACGUCUAUCUGACUUCCAUGAUGGAAGUAAAAUCUCAUAAAGCUAUGGAGGUCUCAUGGACUUCUAAUGCACGUCCAUCUGACUUCCAUGAUGAAAAUAAAAUUUCAUGGAGCUAUGAAGAUUAGAUGGAUGUUUAAUGGACGUCCAUCUGUCUUCUUUGAUGGAAGUAAAAUCCCAUGGAGCUAUGGAAAUUACAUGGAUGUCUAAUGGAAAUCUAUCUGACUUCCAUGAUGGAAGUAAAAUCCCAUGGAACUAUAGAGGCUUCUAAUGUUCGUCCAUCUGACUUCCAUCAUGGAAAUAGACCUCCUAUGGAGCUAUGGAAGGGCGAUGGACAUCCACUGGAGGUCAUUUUCUAUGUGGGUAAUUUCGACACUUUCCGUUCGGUAUUUGGUUCAAGUGUGUCUCCCAUCGGUCCCUUGUCUUUAGAUAGUUGCUUCAGAUCCUGUUCAUCUUCACUUUGCGCCAGAGUGAGCACAUUUGCUCCUGAUAUAUGAUUUUUUUUUAUGUUUUUGCUUUGUCAUUUUGGUCGUAUUUUUAAGAGUUAUAUCUCUCGAAACAAAUAUCCUGCGUCGCCGAUUUUCUUUACGACACGGCGGGGAAUUUUAUUAUCGGCGAAAGGGGAAAUCGUGGAGUCCGCUGAACGUAACAAUAACAAUACUAUAAUAAAUGUUAAACGGAACUGCUAUCUGAAAAUAAAGUAUAUAGAACACAAAGUAUCAAUUUUUAUAAUGAUAAUUUUUACAACCACAAAUAAAAACGUUUCGUAAAACUUAUCUGGAUAAAACUUCGAAAGAGCUAAAUCACUCUUGAUGACCUUGACCUUUACAUGUGUUACAGAGGCAUAAAUACUGAAUAACUUUGUCUUAUAAAUUAAUCGGCGGUCUUGUACAGUUUUUGAAAUAUACAUGUAUUUAGAGAAAAAAAAAACAAUUUUUCUUAAUUAUUCUAGAAAAUAUUCAUUUUACAAAGAAAAGAGUUAAACAAGAAAUUAAGCUCGUGAUAAGCUCUACAAGAAAGGUCAUAUACAUAUUUUACCUAAUUUCAAUACUUAAGUUGUUAUAGUAGAAAAACUGUUUUAAAAUAAGUAUAUACACACUUGUAGUAAAUGGCCACACAAAGCAAGGUCCACCCUACACUUCCAUGCCGCGGGAGCGAACAAGCACACGCGUGCGCGCGCGCACACACGCACACAAUGACGGACUUUUUACCUUAAAGUCAUCUUCAGUGUCUCUUAUUGUUACAAAUUUAAAUUAAUGACGAAUUACUAUUAUAUUAUCCCUAAUAUAAGCCGCUAAAUAAUUUUGACUGAAUAAAUUCACUUCAAAGUCAUAAUAAAUAAGAAAUCCGAUAAUUGAAAACGUAUUAUAAAAUGUGAAGGAUGCUAGCAACAUAUCCAAUCAAAUGUAUUAAAAGGCAACGAGCGUCGCAUACAGAAUUCAAUAAAAUUAAUAUUACAAUAAAUUAUGAACAAAGCAAUAAUCAGUAAUCAAAUUAAUUUUCAAAUGACAUCAACACUUGCUUAGUUAUAGUUACUUAUUAUGUCCAGGCUUGAGAAGAAAUAAUAUGUGAAGAGAGAAUGGAGGGAUGUAACAACUUUAGAACGUGCAGCUGUGGCACGAACGGAGCGCGUCGACAACCCGAGAUAUAUGGGUCAGUGGCCCACAGAUGCGGGCCCAACAACGAAUGUCCCUCGGUCCUGUUUUGAGACAAGAAAUUUAAUUGUUUUACCUCGGGAUCGGACCUAGUGCUUAGCUUAUUAGAGCGGGAGAUGGUAAAUUAGCUCGCGAAAUCAAUCAAAUUCUCUUAUAUUUAAAUCAUUGGUUUAUUAAAAAAAAAUAUAUUAAGAAUAAUAAUAUUCUAAAGUAGUUUGUUACAAGUUGCUUGUUUAGGAUUGUCGAGUAAGAGAUUAUAAUAAAUAUUUAUCUAUGUUAAUGUAAAACAUAGGGAACGGAAGCUUUAAUACUAAUAAUUAUUUAAUUAAUAAGGUAAGUUCAAUAACUUUGACAAUGAUUGGUAAUUGAUAAUUAUAUUUAUACCUAUCUACAUAUGUAUUUCUAUUAUAAUUUGGGUAACUUAAGAUGAAAAUGUAAGAACAUAAUAGAUUAUUACAGAUGAAAAUUAGUAAUUAAUUAAUAAUAAGAAAGGUUUAGAGAAGUUCGCAAAAACUUGUGAUAAAACGGUGAGGAUUAAUAAUUAUGCUCAUAUAUUUAUCUUUAUAUAUUUUCAUUUGUUAUAUUUUGUAAUUUUUGAUCCUUAGUUAUAGUUGUAUGACAAAUAAUGUUUAGGUAUGUGUGUAUGUGUUCGUAUCUACUGAGGGAAUUCGUAUUCACCUGCAAGAUCAAGAAUUUGGAAUUCAGGGGGAGACGGUGGAAGAAAAGUAGGGGUAUCGGGGAAAAUCCUGUACGUGAGAGCACUGGAGGAUGAGUCGGGGAGUCAGGAUGGUGUUCAGGGAAGGACGAGGAUCGUUCGACCGUUUAGUCACUGAUUGAACACUCAUCACCAUUUCGCAAAAUGAUGCAGAAAGAGGCAGUGGUCGUAAGGAAAGCCAUAAAGCAUUAUGGGAAAAAGCAAGUGCUCAACGGUCUGAAUAUGACAAUUUCUAGGGGUACCAUAUACGGACUAUUGGGGGCCAGCGGACGUGGAAAAACCACUAUGUUGUCCUGCAUCGUCGGAAUUCGAUAUUUCGACAGCGGAGAGUUAUGGGUUUUGGGAGGAACUCCGGGCAACAAGGACUCUGGCAUCCCCGGGCCUCGAGUGGGUUACAUGCCGCAAGAUAUCGGUUUGGUUAAAGAGUUCUCUGUGAGCAAUGCCUUCUAUUACUUUGGCAGGAUCAAUGGGCUCGAUGAUAAGGAAAUCGGCAAUCUCACCUUUUUCUCAAAAUUACUUCAAUUACCCCCGUUGAAUCACCUGGUGAAAAACAUGAGUGGUGGUGAGCAAAGACGGGUCUCUUUUGCCAGCGCGUUGAUACAUAAUCCUGAACUUCUAAUUCUGGAUGAACCCACUGUGGAUUUAGAUCCAAAUUUAAGGGAGGAUAUUUGGACUUACCUGAAGAAGCUCACGCAGGAAAAAGAUGUCACUGUGUUAAUAACUACACAUUAUAUCCAUGAAACAAAGGCUAAUAAAAUAGGUUUAAUGAGACAUGGUAAAUUGCUGGCGGAAUCGGCACCGCGUGAUUUGCUGACGCAAUUUCAAUGCGAGUCUUUAGAGAACGUUUUCUUGAAAUUGUGCAAAGAACAGAACACAGCGAAUGAAAGGUAUCGGAGAUUAUCGGAGGUCACCAGUAACAACGUGUUGUAUCAAGAUAGAUACAGGCCAACAGAAGGAAUUUCGGAGUGCAAACUAAAUUCAAAACGUUAUGUUUCGCGAUUAAAGAGGUUCAAAGCAUUACUAUCCAAAAAUGACAUUCAAUUUUUGCGUGAUUACCCAGGCUUAAUCCUCGCAAUUUGGAUUUCUAUAUUUCAAGCCAUCAUAUAUGUUAUGGUAUUUGGUGAGGACCCUAAAGGCAUCAAUAUUGGGAUUGUCAACAAAGAAGCUAGCAACUGCGAAUUUAACAGCAAUUUUAGCAAAGCUUGGAAUGACGGAAAGACUUGUCAUUUUGUUAACCUCAGCUGCAGAUUUGUACAUAGUUUUGAUGAUUCCAUAGCGAAAAAGGAAUAUGUUGACUUUUCUAAAGCAAAACUUGAUAUGAAGAAUAGAAAACUCUACGGUGCAAUAUAUUUUAAUCAAAACUUUUCCGAAAGUCUGCAAAAGCGAUUGGAAGAGGGUUUUUUUGCGAGCGAUUCCGUCCUUUAUGGUAGUCAAAUUCAAGUUUCCCUCGAUAUGAGUGAUACGUUAUUUAUACAUAUAUAUGGUGUAAUUGGGCCUAUUAUACAAAAAAAGUUACUCGACCAUUUUACGAAGUUUUUUGAAGACGUUAUGAGAGAUUGUGGAUAUUCGACAAAAUUGGCAAAUCUGCCCAUUAUAUUUGAAGAUCCUGUAUAUGGUAGGAAUGACUCCAAUUAUAAAGAUUUCACGAUACCGUAAUUUAUAUUAUCAUUCGCCUUCUUUCUGGCUAUAGCAGUAUCUAGCAAUUUGAUAAACUCAGAUCGAUUGGAAGGUAUAUGGGAUCGAAGCAUAGUCCAAGGUGUUAGGACAGAAGAAAUUCUACUAUCUCACAUUCUUAUCCAGAGUUUCAUCGUAGUUAUUCACACCAUUCUAUUAAUGCUCAUAUUUUUUGGAUGGCGUGUAGAUUGUAAGGGAUCAAUAUUCGUCGUAAUCCUCCUUGUAUUUCUCAACGGUUUUUGCGGAUUGAUGUGCCGUUUCGUUAUCUCUGUUUUAUGCAACCAUUACAUGAUGUCGGGUUUCUGUACGACCGGAAGUUUCGUCCUACUAUUAAUGUUAAAUGGAUUUUUUUGGCCGUUGGAAGGAAUGCCAAAAUUUCUUCGCUGGUUUAGCAACGCUGUGCCAAUUACUUUGUCCUCUACAUCCAUCAGAGCAAUCAUUUAUAAAGGCUCUUCUAUAAUUGAGUGGCAAAUUUUGAUUGGCUUUUUUACAAGUUUAGGAUGGAUACUUUGUCUUCUUCUGACUAUAUUAUAUUUGAGAUGGAAAGUCUCGUAA